AAAAACAAUAAACUACAACAACAAACGAAAAUAAGAAGAAAAAAGAAAGUAAAACAGAGCGACCAUUUUUUGUCAGACAGAAAACAUGCAGGAGAACCAGGUGUUCUGGCUGUAAAACAAGCUCUGCCACAUUCAGACAAAGAAAUACGAAUGUUGUUGGAUGUGUAUGCCUGUAAAUUAUUUCAUCCAAGAGCCACUCUUGACAUUAAUGCUUGAACAGAAGGUCUGAUCAGAACUUUUCAUUUUCAAGUUCUUCAGCUCUCAAGACAAUACCAGAAAAGUAUAAUGCCAGGGUCAGCUAAAUGGAAGAUUGUCCUGUUGGGAAAGACAGGAGCGGGGAAGAGCAGCACAGGCAACACCAUUCUGGGAGAGAACAAGUUCAAGACUUCAUGUCGUGCAAAAUCUGAUACGUCUACAUGUGAGGCUGAAACAGCGACUGUUUAUGGGAGGAAAAUCACUGUGAUUGACACACCAGGGUUGUGUUCAACUGAGUGCACUGAUGAAGAACUAAAACCUGAAAUAGCCAGGUGCAUCAUAGAGUGUGCUCCUGGACCUCACGCCUUUGUCAUAGUGCUGUCUGUGGGGAGGCAGACAGCAGAGGAGAAUAAAGCGGUGGAUGAUAUUCUGAAAAUGUUUGGGGAGGAGGCCCUGAAGUACGCUGUUGUCCUGUUUACCCACGGAGACCAGCUUGAUGGCAAAAUGACCAUCCACGAGUUUGUGGAUGAAAAUGACCACUUGAAAGAUCUUGUCCAAAAGUGUGGAAACCGGUUUCAUGUCAUCGAUAACAAAUACUGGAAGAGUCCCACUGAAGGCCACAGUGAAGUCAGAAGCAAUGCCGCUCAAAUCAAAAAGCUGCUGAACACGAUUGAUCAGAUGGUGGAACAGAACAGAGGAAAGCACUACACCAACGAGAUGCUCCAAGCUGUGCAACAAGCCAUAGAAGAGGAAAUGGCAAAGGGAAAAACCAGAGAACAGGCCAAACAGAGAAUAUGGCGAUGUUUGUUAAACCUGCUAGUAGGGACAGCCGUAGGGGCUGUGUGUGGUGCAUUGCUGGGUCUUGUAAGACGUGUAGCUCCUAUUGUGCGAGCUCUUACAGCACAAACAAUUGAACAACCUCUCACUGUAGCAACCAACAUGCUGACCCAAGCAGCAAGAGAAGAAGCAGUAAAAACCAAAGCACGGUCUGUAAUAACAUCACAGGUAGGGGUGGAAGUGGUAGGUGUAGUUGGAGCAGCAGCCCUUUCUGGUAUGGUAGAGGGGGCAUACAUUGGGGCAGGAGCUGCGAUGGAAGCGGAGACCAUGAGUGAAGCUUCCAAGAGAGCGGCAGCUGCUGUUGAAGACGAAACAAUAGCAGCAGCAAAAUCUAUUUGGAAAUAAAAUAGCCGAUGCAAAAAAGCUCACAUAAAUUGACCAAUUCUUAUUUCUAAUUUUCCAGUACUGUUUAUUACAGGAAAUGGCCAGGAGUCAAUCAACAUUUGUUCUUAAAUAAUUGUUUAAAAAUGAAAGCAUGAAUCACCCCCACGUCCAUUCACAAACACACUUUCUCCAGUUCAGCUAAAACUAGCCAAUACUGAAUGUUAAUAAUGUAUGCGUGUAAUCUUUCACACAAUUGUGCUCCUUGCUAUAGUCAAAUUGUAUUUGAUUCUCUAAAAGCCUAUUUUCUUUUGCUGAACUAAAAGAGUAAAUAACACAUAAUUUAAAUGGUGAUUAAAAUUAUAAGGUUGUCUGCGUAUUGUGAUUUUCGGAAAUUCUGUGGAAUGCUGUGACUGUUCUUGUAAUGAUUUAGUGUUAAUCAGUUUAACCUUCAGGGUCGAAGUUGAACU
Anguilla rostrata (American eel) is the source of this 1823-nucleotide messenger RNA. Its product is annotated as GTPase IMAP family member 7-like. Bases 286 to 1377 code for a protein of 363 amino acids. NCBI's taxonomy places the organism in Eukaryota, Metazoa, Chordata, Actinopteri, Anguilliformes, Anguillidae. The record is from RefSeq and is a predicted model, not a curated record. The transcript is spliced from 2 exons. Gene Ontology annotation, molecular function: GTP binding.